Rhizophagus irregularis DAOM 181602=DAOM 197198 is the source of this 440-nucleotide messenger RNA. The record is from RefSeq and is a predicted model, not a curated record. Lineage: Eukaryota; Fungi; Glomeromycota; Glomeromycetes; Glomerales; Glomeraceae.
UAUUAUCACCAAGAUCUGAUUAUUCAUUUGAUCAAUAUACAAAAAAUACUGAUCCUAAUAAUCCUUGGAAUAUGGCUCUUACUCUUAAUCAAGUAUUUGAUAAUGGGACUAUGGAUUCAUUUUUUAUUCAAAAACCAGAUGAAAAUACAAAUAUGUUUAUAAAUUUUGGAACUGCACUUUUAGCAAUGUAUAAAUUCCUAACAGGUGAUUCAAGUGCAUUAUCCAAUUGGUCAUAUUUCAAUAAUCAAUCACUUGUAAUAUUGAUUGUCUUAUUUUCACUAUUGGUUGUUGUAUAUCUUAUGAAUUUGUUUAUUGGAUUACUCAAUAUGGCAAUUAAUAAAGAUAAUGAGAGGGUCUCAUAUUUAAAGCAGAAGGCUGAGGUAUUUAUUAGUAACGUAGUAUCAUUUCCAUUUUUUUUUGUAAAAGUGUUUAAAAUUUCU